ACAAGCCCUCUUGUCUCUCUCUCCCCGCUUCCCUGCUCAAACCUCACACCACGUGCAACUUCAUGAAAAGAGCUUCUAAAACUCUGAAAACUACAUCUUAUUCUGUUGCGAUAUGGCUCUGAAGCCCCAGCAGCAGCUAAAUGAGUUGGGAUCCAAGCUGGACAUUCUUCCCGCUACCAAGGAUGGCCUCAUCAAGCUCUUAAAGCAAGCGGCAGCAUGCCUUAUUGAAUUGGAUCAAUCACCAUCAACAUCAACAAUGGAAUCAUUGAAGCCCUUUUUAAAUUCCAUCAUUAAGCCAGAGUUGCUGAAACACCAAGAUAGGGAUGUCAAACUUCUAGUUGCAGCGUGUGCUUGUGAGAUAACACGGAUCACUGCACCUGAAGCCCCUUACAGUGAUGAUGUUUUAAAGGACAUCUUUCAGUUGAUUGUUGGCACUUUUAGUGGUCUGAGUGAUACCAGUGGCCCAUCCUUUGGCAGGAGAGUUGUUAUAUUGGAGACUCUCGCGAAAUAUAGAUCAUGUGUAGUAAUGUUGGAUCUUGAAUGUGAUGAUCUGGUGAAUGAAAUGUUCAGUACUUUCUUUGCUGCUGCCAGAGAUGAUCAUCCAGAAACUGUCCUCUCAUCAAUGCAAACGAUAAUGGUUGUUCUUUUAGAAGAAAGUGAGGAUGUCCAAGAGGACCUUUUAUGUACUAUACUGUCUACUUUAGGUCAAAGAAAAAAUGGUGUUAGCAAGGCUGCAAGGAGGCUUGCUAUGAAUGUUAUACAGCAAUGUGCAGGAAAACUUGAACCCUGCAUUAAACAGUAUGUGCUAUCAUUGAUGUCAGGAGAUAGCAAGCCGAUGGAUAGUCAAGUUCAAUACCAUGGAGUCAUUUAUGAUCUGUAUUGCUGUGCUCCUCAGGUGCUAUCAGGAAUUCUACCUUAUGUGACAGGAGAGCUACUGACAGACCAACUGGAAACCCGUUUGAAAGCAGUGAGUUUGGUUGGUGAUAUAAUCUCUCGUCCUGGAUCUUCCAUCCCCGAAGUGUUUCUGCCUAUAUUUUCGGAAUUUUUGAAAAGGUUGACGGAUAGAGUUGUUGAGGUUCGCAUGUCUGUCCUUGAAUAUGUAAAAAGCUGCUUGCUGUCAGAUCCUGUUAGAGCCGAAGCCCCUCAACUAAUCUCUGCCCUUUGUGAUCGGCUUUUGGAUUUCGAUGAAACUGUUCGGAAACAAGUUGUGGCUGUUAUCUGUGAUGUUGCAUGUCAUUCUGUUAACACAAUUCCUCUUGAGACUGUAAAACUUGUUGCAGAACGCCUUCGUGACAAAUCUCUACUUGUUAAAGGGUAUACUUUGGAUAGGUUGGCUGAGGUAUAUAGAGUAUUUUGUGAGAAGAGCUCUGUCAGCUCAGUAAAUCCCAAUGAGUUUGAUUGGAUUCCAGGGAAGAUUCUCAGAUGUUUCUAUGACAGAGAUUUUAGAUCAGAUAUAAUUGAAUUUGUUCUGUGUGAGUCCUUGUUUCCAGCACAAUAUUCCAUUAAUGAUAUAGUUAAACAUUGGGUUGGGAUAUUCUCUGGAUUGGAUAAAGUGGAGCUCAAAGCUCUUGAGAAGGUAUUGGAGCAGAGACAAAGGUUACAGCAAGAGAUGCAGAAGUAUCUGUCUUUUAGGCAGAUGAGUCAGGAUAAAGAUGUUCCUGAGAUUCAAAAAAAAGUUCUGUUCUGUUUCCGUGUAAUGUCUCGUUCAUUUGUGGACCCUGCAAAGGCUGAAGAGAGUUUCCAAAUUCUUGAUCAAUUAAAAGAUGCUAAUAUUUGGAAGAUUUUGACGAAUCUUGUUGAUCCAAAUACCAGCUUGCAUGAAGCUCAUGCCAAUAGGGAUGAUUUGCUUAAAAUACUUGGUGAGAAACAUCGGCUCUAUGACUUCCUGAAGAACUUCUCUGUGAAGUGUUCUUACUUACUUUUCAACAAGGAGCAUGUGCAAGCGAUUCUCUCCGAAAUUUUUGCAAAAAAAUCUUCAGAUAAUGCAGAAUAUAUACAAUCUUGCAUGAAUAUAUUGGUGAUAAUUGCUCGUUAUUGUCCAUUGCUUCUUCAUGGCAGCGAGGAGGAACUUGUGUGUUUACUUAAGGAUAGCAACGAAAUGAUUAUAGAAGGUGUUUUGCAUAUUUUAGCAAAGGCUGGUGGUACAGUACGCGAACAACUUGCAGUAACAUCAAGUUCUGUAGACCUUAUACUGGAGAGGCUGUGUUUAGAAGGUAGUCGGAGACAGGCCAAGUAUGCUGUGCAUGCACUGGCUGCAAUAACAAAGGAUGAUGGGCUCAAGUCUCUAUCUGUUCUAUAUAAGAGGCUUGUAGAUAUGCUGGAGAAGAAAACACAUCUUCCUGCAGUACUACAGUCUCUAGGAUGUAUAGCGCAAACUGCCAUGCCUGUUUUUGAAACUAGAGAGAGUGAAGUUGAAGAAUAUGUGAUAAACAAGAUUUUGAAAAGUGAUAGUAAAGAUGAUGCAGGAGUAUCUUGGGAUGAUCGAAGUGAUCUUUGCAUGUUGAAGAUAUAUGGCAUUAAAGCUUUAGUAAAGAGCUACUUGCCAGUUAAAGAUGCCCAUGUUCGUUCUGGUAUAGAUGGUCUUCUGGAUAUCCUUAAGAACAUGUUAACUUAUGGUGAAAUAUCUAGUGACAUACAGUCUAGUUCAGUUGAUAAGGCUCAUUUGAGACUCGCAUCUGCAAAGGCUAUUCUUCGCUUGUCAAGACAGUGGGAUCACAAGAUACCUGUUGGUCUUUUCUACUUAACUUUGGGGACAUCUAAGAUUAACUUCCCUCAAGCUAAGAAGAUUUUCCUAAGCAAAGUACAUCAAUAUCUAAAAGAUAGGCUUUUGGAUGCCAAAUAUUCUUGUGCCAUUAUACUGAGCAUAUUUGAAUCCAAGGAAGAUGAGUUUGCAGAGGGUAAACAGAACUUGGCCGACAUUAUUCAAAUGCUUCAGCAAACAAAGGCUAGGGAACAAUCUCUGCAAUCUGAUGCAAAUUCCACGGUCACCUACCCUGAAUACAUCCUUCCAUACCUUGUUCAUGCACUUGCGCACAAUACAUGUCCCAACGUUGAUGAGUGCAAGGAUGUUGAAACAUAUGAUAAUAUAUACAGGCAGUUGCACUUGAUUCUGUCAAUUCUACUACAUAAAGAUGAAGAUGCCAAGUCAGAAACAACUAAUAACAAAGAGAAGGAGAAUAUAUCAACUAUUACUGAUAUCUUUCAAAGUAUCAAGCACUCUGAAGAUAUAGUUGACUCAUCAAAGUCGAAGAGUUCUCACGCUAUAUGUGACCUUGGGGUGGCAAUCACCAAACGGCUAGUUCAGAAGGAUGUUGAUUUGGAAGGAUUGUCAACUUCAGUCUCUCUGCCCUCAAUGCUAUACAAGGCAUGUGAGAAGAAGGAAGAUGACUUUUCGCAGGUUAGCGAAAUGAAAACCUGGUUGGUGGAUGAAAGUGUGUUGUCUCACUUUGAAUCACUUGAACUAGAAAUGGUUCCAUCUGAAUUAGCUGAUGAUGUUCUAAAGGACAAUGAAAGGGAUGGAAGUGAAGUGCCUCUCGGAAAAAUGAUAAAGCACAUAAAAUCUCAGGGAACCAAGAGAAAGAAGGUGAAAAAGAGUAAGUCUGUACCAGGUGAAAUGGAGAAGGCUGAAAAUGAUAUUGAUAUCUUAAGAAUGGUCAGACAAAUCAAUUUAGAUAACUUAGGAAUGUCUUCUAAGUUUGAAUCGAGUAAUGGUCAUGAAGAUCCUUUAGGCAAGAAAAUGAAGAAGGAUUCAGCUGAUGCAAUGACUAAAAAAAGAAAAUCUAGCGAAGAAACACCUAUCCAAGUGCCCAAGCGCAAGCGGUCUUCCUCUACUCCUGGAAGUUUCAGAUCAUCCAAUGGCCCUUCAAAGGCUUCUCUGACAGUUUCAGAAGACUCCCCUGAAGCCAAAUUACCCUCUGAUGCAGAAAUUAUCCCUGAUACAGAUAGCAAAACUAAGAAGAGAAGGAAGGUCAAAGGCAGUAAGCCAGGUUUAUUAGUGUCCCCCUUAAAACAGAGAGUCUCUGACAGCUAUCAUGAUGAUGAGGACUUCAAAUCUGAUGAGCCUGACUUGAAGAACACUGAUAAGCUAAAGAAAACUGACAAGACUUCUAGUAGUAACACCAAGUCUUCCACGGGGUCUUUUAAAAAGAAGAAAAGAAAAAGUAUUGCAGGAUUGUCAAGGUGUACAACAAAGGAAGGUGAAGUUGAUACUGAAGACCUGAUUAGUUGUCGAAUCAAAGUUUGGUGGCCUAUGGAUAAGCAAUUCUAUGAAGGCACUGUAAAGUCAUAUGACUCACAAAAAGGGAAGCAUGUGAUAUUGUAUGAUGAUGGAGAUGUAGAAGUUCUCCGUUUGGAAAAGGAGCGCUGGGAGCUUAUUGACAAGGGUCGCAAAUCUGCUAAGAAGAUAAAAUCUUCAAAAAAUCUUUCUUCACAUCAAGUGUCAUCUGGACAGAAACAUAAAAGCUCCGGUGGUUCACAGAGUAAAAAAUCAAAAAAAUUAAUUAAUGGUGAACAAUCUUCAAGAAAGAAUGUGAAACUUGGAGAAAAAGGCAAGUCAAAUAGUAAUUUUCACCGUGAGGAUAUCAAAGAGAGUUCUGACACGACCAUGACAUCCAAAGCUGAUGAGACGGACUCAGGUGAUUUUGAAGGGAGGCAGGGUGAACUAUCAGAUGAAGUCAUAAGACACGUCAACAAAGGUAAAGAGAAAGUAAAAAAUGUUUCAAGUGGGAACAAACUUCAAAAAAAGAAGGCCUCAAGUUAUAUGGAAGAAGACCCUGAUGAAGAGAAGCAGGAAUUUGACGAAAGGCUUUCUGAGGAUAGAGAGACUGUCCCCCAAGGUGUUAAAAAUGUCGAAGAGAGUGGUUCAGAUGGGAGAGAAGUUGAUGAAUCAAGUGUAGCCAUGAGAGAAAAGGCAAAUGGAGAAGCAGAGGCUGAUUCUGAAGUUGAGGAGAGCAGUCCCCAAGAAAUGGACCGGGCACAUAAAAAGUCAUCAAGUCUUGAUGGUGUUGGGAAUGCUGAAAUUUCUGAAGAUGAACCUCUUAGCAAAUGGAAGCCUCGUACUGGGAAGAGAAGUUCAGGCCAAAAGCGGUGAGGAUUUGGCUGCAAAUUUUAGUCUUUUUAAUACAAAUACAGAUGGGAGCUUGAAUGAAGAUGACUACCACAUAACUUUAACACACUUGUAGUCACCCUGUAGAAUUGUAAAAUAACACUCAUUCCCACGUCUGGAAUGAAAAAUGAUAGAGCAUUUAGGUUUUAGGGUUAUGACCAUCUUGUAUUAGUAUUAGUUAAUAGGUUUAGUUUAUGAUUCAUGAGGGUGUCGUUCACCCGUCCCAAUAUAAUUUGUAUGAUAAGUGGGGCAUUGUGUACAGCUGAUACGUGGCCAUAAUUGUACUUAGCAUAUUCAUACUUUCUUAACUUCUUUGAGAAUGAUGAUUUAAGGAUAAAUUUUUAA
Molecule: messenger RNA, 5449 nt
Organism: Prosopis cineraria
Lineage: Eukaryota; Viridiplantae; Streptophyta; Magnoliopsida; Fabales; Fabaceae
Product: sister chromatid cohesion protein PDS5 homolog A-like
Exons: 33
Coding region: 113-5089 (1658 amino acids)
Biological process (GO): DNA repair; mitotic sister chromatid cohesion
Cellular component (GO): nucleus; chromatin
Source: RefSeq, a predicted model, not a curated record